CACCUCGACAACAGACAUCCACUUCAUUUCAAACAUGGAAUCAAUUCCGAUGAAUACCGGGUCCUAUUGUGGCACAAACGCUUCGGUUCAGACGACUGGUCCCGUCUAGAUCUCAAGACAUUGAACUGUAAUUUUAGUAAUUGUCUGCUCACUGAAGACAAGUCACAACUGGAUUCAGUGGACGCCGUGUUCUUCCACUGGUGGGACAUUAAUCCAUCCGAUUUGCCACACAAUCACAUCCCCGGCCAGAAGUGGAUCCUUUAUAACUGGGAACCACCGGUCUAUACACGGAAAUUGAAGGGCAGAGCCAUUGCUGACCAAAUAGAUUGGGUUAUGAGUUAUCGCACGGAUUCAGACAUAUAUGUGCCGUACGGGUCAGUCAUCCCGUGUGAUAAUAAGUGGCAAAAUGAGGAUCUGUUUGAUGGAAAGAAUCGGAGUGUGGCGUGGAUUGUGUCCAACUGUCACUCGGAUGGCAACAGAGAGGAAUAUGUAAGGGAACUGGUUAAGUAUAUCGAUAUCGAUAUCUACGGAGGUUGUGGUCAAUACCAGUGCCCGAGAGAUGAUUCUUGUCUUCAGAUGAUUGAAAAGAAAUACAAAUUUUAUCUCUCAUUUGAAAAUUCUGUGAACUGGUUAAGUAUAUCGAUAUCGAUAUCUACGGAGGUUGUGGUCAAUACCAGUGCCCGAGAGAUGAUUCUUCUCUGCAAAGACUAUGUGACGGAGAAGUUGUUUCAUAUCGCACAAUACAAUAUCAUUCCCGUAGUGUACGGUUCGGCAAACUAUUCGCAAAUAAUGCCAAAGAAUUCAUACAUAAAUACCGCUGAUUUUGGUUCACCUCAAGAGUUGGCAAAUCAUCUGAAGGAGAUCUCGAGUGAUAAGCAAAAGUACAACUCGUAUAUGAAUUGGAAGAAUACUUAUUGCUCUCAAAUGACUUAUUAUAAGUACUUCUGUAGUCUCUGCAAAGACUAUGUGACGGAGAAGUUGUUUCGUAUCGCAGAAUACGAUGUCAUUCCCGUAGUGUACGGAUCGGCGAACUAUUCGCAAAUAAUGCCAAAGAAUUCAUACAUAAAUACCGCUGAUUUUGGUUCACCUCAAGAGCUGGCGAACCAUCUGAAGGAGAUCUCGAGUGAUAAGCAAAUGUACAACUCGUAUAUGAAUUGGAAGAAUACUUAUUGUUCAAAACAGACUCAUUAUAAGUACUUCUGUAGUGUUUGUCAAGAAUUGAAUGUCAAUUCAAAUGUGAAUUCAACGAAACACUGGAAUAAAGACGAUCUGAUUAACUGGUUCUAUAGGGACGCCAAUUGUCUCCAUCCCACCAAUGAUUCAUUUACUUCAGUGCCUUGAUCAAAUUGUAUUUAUUUAUAAGAGAUGAAUAUAUAAAUGUUUAAUUGACUUGAAAUCAAGCAAUACAUUCAUUGUGCGCUUAAUUUCUUAUUUAAAUGCAAACAUUAUUUAAUACUUUUCCGACAUUUCUUAACAUCUUAUAAGCCCUGAAGAAGGUCUCAAUGAAAGCCGAAAAGGUUGACAUCAUUUAUCAUUUUACCGGUAGUUUCACUGAAAAUAAACUUGAACAAAGUAUUUGAAAAACAAGU
This is a messenger RNA of Oppiella nova, 1589 nucleotides long. The record is from the annotation of a GenBank genome assembly. NCBI's taxonomy places the organism in Eukaryota, Metazoa, Arthropoda, Arachnida, Sarcoptiformes, Oppiidae.